AAGGUCAGAGUGGAGAUAAUGCAAAUUUGAACAUUUCUCUGCUGUACACCAUUUACCCGAGAUUUAUUGGUGAAGAUUGCUGUACUGGUCUGAUGUCCGUGUUUGUGAGACACAAGCGCAAGGAGGAAGGGGAAUAAAACAGAUUCCUCGCGAGCUGACAAUGUCAGCUUCCAAGAGGCCAUUGGGAAGAGACUGUCACGUGACCUCUGGUGCCAAUGUUCUUCCAGAAGGUCGUCAGGACCUUGGUAGCUGGUGAAAUCUUUUACGGAAAUGCAGAAGACGUCCUAUUACGACAACUCUACGCUUUUCGGAGGCUACUCGUACCAGACCAAUGGGUUUGGCUAUGAAUCCGCACAACCGGUCUACCAGUCCUCGGGGCACCUGGAGAGCGACUACCAGAGGUCCGCUUGCUCGCUGCAGUCCCUUGGCAACAGCGCAGCGCCGCAGCAAGCCAAGACGAAAGAAAUCAAUGGGAGCUGUAUGCGCCACAGCCUACCACCUGAACAUCAUCAGACAGCCCCCGUCUCCCCUCCCCAGAACCCCCCUAAUAGCACUAACAGCAGUACAACGCAACAGCCGGCGAGCAGCGGCGGCGGCGGCGGCGGCAGCGCAAAAGCAGCCCCCACCAAAUCCUCCAGUGUCCCUUCAAACCCCGCCCUCACCAAGCAGAUAUUCCCCUGGAUGAAAGAGUCGAGGCAGAACUCCAAACAGAAAAACAGCUCCCCAUGCACAAGUGCAGCUAAUGCGGAGAGCUGCAGUGGUGAGAAAAGCCCUCCGGGUUCGGCAGCUUCCAAAAGAGCGCGUACAGCCUACACGAGCGCUCAGCUGGUGGAGCUCGAGAAGGAGUUCCACUUCAACCGGUACCUGUGCAGGCCACGCCGCGUGGAGAUGGCCAAUCUGCUCAACCUUAGCGAACGACAGAUUAAAAUAUGGUUCCAGAACCGAAGAAUGAAGUACAAAAAGGAUCAAAAAUUGAAGGGCAUGGGCUCCUCCUCUGGGGGGCCAUCUCCAACUGGAAGCCCACCUCUUCCCAUGCAGUCCUCAGCUGGUUUUAUGAACCCCAUGCAUUCAAUGAGUGGUACUUACGAAGACCCUUCCCCACCGUCUUUUAAUAAACCUCAUCAAAAUGCUUAUGCCAUGUCUACAGCCUACCAAAACCCUAUGAAACCUUGCCCCUCCCAGCAGAAGUAUGGCAACACAGCGCCAGAAUAUGACCCUCAUGGUCUACAGGGUAAUGGGGGUAAUUAUGGGACUCCGAAUAUCCAGGGUAGCCCUGUGUAUGUUGGAGGCAACUAUGUGGAUUCAAUGCCCACAUCGGGGCCAUCUUUAUAUGGCCUGAAUCACCUGCCACAUCACCAGUCUAACAACAUUGACUACAAUGGUGCAGCACAGAUGCCAAGCAGCCAACAUCAUGGACCAUGUGACUCCCACCCGACAUACACAGACCUUUCAGCGCACCAUCCUUCUCAGGGUAGAAUCCAGGAGGCACCCAAGUUAACGCAUCUGUAGCAGGUUUGGAAACAAAAUAAUACUAACACAUGGGGCGCUACAAUGGGAUUUAAUAAAUGAUCCAGUGGUUUUUUUUUUACAUAAAAUAAAAAAAGUACCUUGGCAAUGUUGCCAUAAUUUUACUUUUAAGUAAAUUGAUGCUAUUUUCAGUUGCAUACCAAUUUGUAAUUAUUUAAAUCUUCUUAAGGCCCAACACAAAGUAAUGAAGCAAUCCUAAAUUAGGGAAACAUGUACAAACAGCAAUGAUGGUCAUUCACUGUAAAAGUUUGUUGAGGCUAGGCAUCUUUAAUGAUUGAAAAUGUCUGUCUUGCCAUUAAUUAGGUUAAUGUACAAUGUAAAAACAUUGAGGAUUUCCCCCAAAAAAAAUCAGUACACUAAUUUCAAUUUCUAUAGCUACUCCACCUGGAAAACCACUGGAUUAUUUUGGUUAGUUUCCCUGUCACAUUACCUCUUUACCUAAACCCAUCACCUUAACUAACCAACUGUGUACUGAAGCAUAAACUCUGCUGUGUUAACACAAGGAGGGAAAGGUCAUGUAUUUCCUAGCAUCACUGAAUGCUAGUUACUCCAUGUUUAUACUGUGGCAUUGCUGUUCACAAUACGUUAACCUCCAACAAAAUUGGAUACGCAAAACAAAUAUUUACCUUGUCUUAAGCACAGUGUUCAAGAGUUAUAAACUCUAAGUACGUAUUAUUUUUAUUUCCCCCUUUGUAUGAAGUUUCUUCUCUGUCGUUAGUGUUAACAUACAUACGCAAUGCUGAUUCAGAAGUCCAUAUUUUCUAAAAUCCAGUACUCUCUCCUCUCUUGACUUAUCGUGAAAACAGGGUAUAUUUGAACAAAAAUGUCCAAAAAAUUAAGCUAAAGUGAAGGCCUCCUGAUAUUCACUAAAGCUUUCUCAUUUGGGCAUCAUUGUUGCACUUAGAGUUUACAUUUUAAAGGUUAGAAAAAAAACUUAUUUUGAAAUAGAAGACCCCAAUCAGCUCAAUCGUGGGUGUCUUCGUAUGUGUGUUAGAGUGAGCAUUCAUAAAUAUAUAUUUAUUUGUUAUAGCCAAUAUUUCUUUUUUGUAUUAUUUAU
This is a messenger RNA of Scleropages formosus (Asian bonytongue), 2584 nucleotides long. It is a transcript of the gene hoxb3a, whose product is annotated as homeobox B3a. Gene Ontology annotation, cellular component: nucleus. Gene Ontology annotation, molecular function: RNA polymerase II cis-regulatory region sequence-specific DNA binding; DNA-binding transcription factor activity, RNA polymerase II-specific. NCBI's taxonomy places the organism in Eukaryota, Metazoa, Chordata, Actinopteri, Osteoglossiformes, Osteoglossidae. Gene Ontology annotation, biological process: anterior/posterior pattern specification; regulation of transcription by RNA polymerase II; embryonic skeletal system morphogenesis. Bases 271 to 1509 code for a protein of 412 amino acids. The record is from RefSeq and is a predicted model, not a curated record. The transcript is spliced from 3 exons.